Nicotiana tabacum (common tobacco) is the source of this 1797-nucleotide messenger RNA. NCBI's taxonomy places the organism in Eukaryota, Viridiplantae, Streptophyta, Magnoliopsida, Solanales, Solanaceae. The record is from RefSeq and is a predicted model, not a curated record.
UAGCUUUUGACAUGAUUUUUCUGUCUCUUUCACAUCUUUUAGUGAAGAUAAGUUUAACAUUUUUAUCCAAUAGAGUUUCUCCAUGAGCUUUGAACUCUCAUUUCGAGGAAAAAGGACUCUAAGAAAGAAAGAAUCUCGUCAGCGGAUACUUUGACUUUUAUCAUUUUCAAGCCUUGGAAAAGUUUGAGUAAUGCUUUUGCUUUUAACAGGAACAAGCAAUAGCUAUGCCCCCUGAGCAGGAAUCUGAACUCAAAACAAGCCUUCGGCACGCUCUAAAUUAUCCGCCAAUUGCUAGCAGAAGAUCGAGGCAGAAUUUGACUGAGGAGGAGAGGGAAGAAAGAAGGCUGUGUCGUGUGUUAGCAAAUAGAGAGUCUGCUAGGCAGACAAUUCGCCGGAGACAGGCCAUGUACGAAGAAUUGACAAAAAAAGCAGCUGAUCUUGCAUCGGAGAACGAAAAUUUGAAGAAGAAAAAGGAGCUGGCUGCUAGGGAGUACGAAUCUUUGAAGAACGAACAUACUAGCUUAAGAAUACGGGUAGCUAAAAUAGAGAAGGCUGAAGCAGAGGAAAUAGAUGGUGGUUCUAAGUCAAAACCUGUAGAAAUCUCCUCUACAAGUACAGCUGCAACUCCGACUCCAACCCCAAAUCCAAUUCUGACCUCUCUUUUUAACCAAUCUCCAAUAGCACCUUUCUUUUGGCCGUCCAUCAUUCAACCCUUCAAUGCUUUCCUAUUACAGUGUGGUUCCCAAAAUAUUUCUGAUAUUACAUCGGUGUUGCCUUCACCUACUUCUGGAGAAUUAAAUUCUAUUAACAGACAAGAGAGUUCUAACCCUGGAAAUCCACUAUUUGUACUUCCCUUCCCGUGUUUGAUCCCAUUUCAUCCUCAAAGUAGCAGUCCAUUUCUUCCUUUGUCCUCUACCCUUACUGAUAAACAUGCGGAGACUUCCUUGGUCCAUCAGUGUAGUACUUCAUAUCUGAACACGGAGAACAACCAAGCAGCGAUUGCUCAUGAAGUCGAGGCAGAUGCUCCCCAAUCAAUAAAAGCUACGCAAAGAGACUUUCUUCACAAGCCUGCACUUUGUUUUCCACCAGAAGGAGGUGCGUCCGAAGGAAGCCGGCAACCUUCAAGUUCACACAUACAGCUUGGUACCUAUGAACGUAUUAGCUCUCAACAAGACAAUGCCCCUGAUAUCGGAGCUGUUUCUUGUACUGUGGGACAUGUAGCAGAUACUUCAGAAAAGACAUCUCAAGAAUGCAUCAUCUCCUCUAGCAAAACUCCAGUCGAUGCCCAUGCAGCAGCAGAGGCUCGGAAACGAAGAAAAGAGUUACUGAAAUUAAGAAGCCAGCAUUCUGAUCAGUUUGGCCCGCACCACUAAGCUUCCGAGGCAUGAGGUUAGGUCAAAAAAGAUUGUCACUCUCUAAUUUAAGCUUGAUCUGAACGAGGUGGUCGGACUCUUUAAUGUAAAAUGUGGACAAAUCACAUUAUCAUCAUUUUGUUCAAUGUGCAGUAUGCAUCAGCUGCAUGUAUACCAGAGAUAACUCAUUGAGGAAAUAUUGGAACCGCCGGAGGGUUUUAAAACUACUAUCUCUUGAGUGAGACAUAUUCUGAUUUCAGUAAGAGAUAGGUUUUGAUGUAACAUGUCUAAAGCAUGAGUUGUACAUGUAGUAGGAGCUUUAAAACUUCCAAGAGUGAUGAUACUAUAGAAAAUCAUUGCCAGUUUUGUGGGAAUUUCGUUUUGCCGAGAGUGUAUAAUGGAAGAGAAUGUACCAAUAUGUGGUUUCUUGUACUUUAUUGUUACU